AUGGAUGGAUAUUUAAUGGCAGUUGUUGGGCACAGAGAGCCAUUGCCUGAUGACAGUAAAGACAACAUCACCAUUUUCACCCGCAUUCUCGACAGGCUGCUUGAUGGAUACGACAACAGGCUACGCCCUGGCCUGGGAGAGAGUGUGACAGAAGUCAGGACAAACAUCUACGUAACCAGUUUCGGGCCAGUGUCGGAUACAGACAUGGAGUACACCAUUGAUGUCUUCUUCCGUCAAAGUUGGAGGGACGAGAGGCUCAAGUUUGACGGACCCAUGCAAGUCCUGCCCCUCAACAACCUCCUGGCCAGUAAGAUUUGGACCCCUGAUACCUUUUUCCACAACGGAAAGAAAUCCGUGGCCCACAACAUGACCACUCCUAACAAGCUGUUGCGGCUCGUUGACAACGGCACGCUGCUUUACACCAUGAGGUUGACGAUUCAUGCUGAGUGUCCCAUGCACCUGGAGGAUUUUCCAAUGGAUGCACACGCCUGUCCUCUGAAGUUUGGAAGCUAUGCUUAUACCAAUAAUGAGGUAAUCUAUCUGUGGACCCAAGGCGAUGACAGAUCUGUUUCUGUAGCAGAAGAUGGAUCGAGGCUAAACCAAUACGACCUGCUGGGACACGUUAUUGGGAAGGAGACCAUCAGUUCCAGCACAGGAGAAUACGUAGUGAUGACAGCCCAUUUCCAUCUGAAAAGGAAAAUCGGAUAUUUUGUGAUUCAAACCUACCUCCCAUGCAUCAUGACCGUCAUACUGUCUCAGGUCUCCUUCUGGCUAAAUAGAGAAUCAGUUCCUGCCCGCACUGUAUUUGGUGUCACAACUGUCCUAACCAUGACCACACUGAGCAUCAGUGCUAGAAACUCCCUCCCUAAGGUGGCCUACGCCACAGCCAUGGACUGGUUCAUGGCUGUAUGCUAUGCCUUUGUCUUCUCCGCCCUGAUUGAGUUUGCCACUGUCAACUACUUCACCAAGCGCAGCUGGGCAUGGGACGGCAAGAAAGAGGGUAUGGAGAUAAGGGAACCCUUUCAGAGUAACAUUGCCAGGAUUAAAGAUAUGAGAAGAGAAUCAGCUUCUUUAUCCAAAAAGGCAAACAACACAUUCAACAUAGUUGGAACUACCUAUGCUAUCAAUGUAGCUAAAGAUCAAGGUUUAACAACCAUUUCCAAGAGCGCCACUGGACCUUCCUCCAAACAUCCCUAUCUCCAAAAGAUGGAAGAUCCAUACAUGGAGGCCAAAAAAUCCUACAACCGUGUCAGCAAAGUGGACAAGAUAUCACGCAUCAUUUUCCCGGUUCUUUUCUUCAUCUUCAACCUCGCUUACUGGGCCACGUAUGUCAACAGAAAACCUGCUAUUAUGAAAUCCAGCAACCAAAACUGA
Lampris incognitus (smalleye Pacific opah) is the source of this 1374-nucleotide messenger RNA. It is a transcript of the gene gabra3, whose product is annotated as gamma-aminobutyric acid type A receptor subunit alpha3. The coding region runs from base 1 to 1374 and encodes 457 amino acids. Gene Ontology annotation, biological process: monoatomic ion transmembrane transport; nervous system process; signal transduction. Gene Ontology annotation, molecular function: benzodiazepine receptor activity; transmitter-gated monoatomic ion channel activity involved in regulation of postsynaptic membrane potential; inhibitory extracellular ligand-gated monoatomic ion channel activity. The record is from RefSeq and is a predicted model, not a curated record. Gene Ontology annotation, cellular component: dendrite membrane; synapse; GABA-A receptor complex. Lineage: Eukaryota; Metazoa; Chordata; Actinopteri; Lampriformes; Lampridae. The transcript is spliced from 10 exons.